Molecule: messenger RNA, 2914 nt
Organism: Fukomys damarensis (Damara mole-rat)
Lineage: Eukaryota; Metazoa; Chordata; Mammalia; Rodentia; Bathyergidae
Gene: Spire1
Product: spire type actin nucleation factor 1
Exons: 21
Coding region: 1-2502 (833 amino acids)
Biological process (GO): actin filament polymerization; cleavage furrow formation; actin nucleation
Cellular component (GO): cell cortex; cytoplasmic vesicle membrane
Molecular function (GO): actin binding
Source: RefSeq, a predicted model, not a curated record
AUGCACUUGGGGGCUUCAUGCAUGGACGAUCUGGGUGAGGGCUGCUCAUUACCCCAGCCCCAGAGGCCUGGCACCCAGGGACCAACCAUCCUUGGGUCUGAGGUGCUCCCUGUACCCCUGGACAGCAGGUGGCUGGUAACAGACUCCUGUGUUGACACUGUGCGACCCGGUGAUGCCCACAGCGCUGUCUUCUGUUUCGGGGCCCUGGGUCAGGUUCCUGUGAACUCCCGCCAGGUGUCAUGGAGGAAAGCCGCGGACGGGUGGGACAGCGUGAGGGCCAAGCGGGAGGCGCACGUGUCCUGGCCCCCUGCGUUGACCGUGCUCUUGGUGCGCUCUCCGGUGCUCUGCUCCUCGCAGAGGUCUCCAUGGACCCCAGCGGGCGUCAGUAAAUUGGGCAGCUCGCGAUGCACCGAAGCAGAGGUGAUCGAGUCCCUGGGCAUCCUCAUCUACAAGGCCCUGGACUAUGGCCUGAAGGAGAGCGAGGAGCGCGAGCUAAGCCCGCCACUGGAGCAGCUCAUCGACCUCAUGGCCAACACGGCCGAGACUGACGGCAGCCACGAUGAGGGCUACGGGGCGGCGGACGAGGGUGCUGAGGACGAGGAUGAGGCCCAGCGGCGGCCCGGGGCCAUCUUCUCCUACCGCGAUGUCAUGAAGAUGUGUGCCGCUCAUCUCCCGGCCGAGUCGGAGGCAGCGAAUCACUAUCAGGCUGUGUGCCGCGCCCUGUUCGCGGAGACCAUGGAGCUCCACACGUUUCUGACCAAGAUCAAGAGUGCAAAGGAGAACCUUAGGAAGAUACAGGAAAUGGACCAGAGCGAUGAGUCCCAUACCGACCUGGAGGAGCUGAAGAAUGCGGACUGGGCGCGCUUCUGGGUUCAGGUGAUGAGGGACCUGCGCAACGGGGUGAAGCUGAAGAAGGUGCAGGAGCGGCAGUACAGCCCGCUGCCCAUCGAGUACCAGCUCACGCCCUACGAGAUGCUGAUGGAGGACAUCCGCUGCCGGCGCUACACCCUGCGGAGAGUGAUGGUGAACGGCGACGUCCCCCCGAGGUUGCGGAAGAGCGCCCACGAGAUCAUCCUGGACUUCAUCCGGUCCCGGCCGCCUCUCAAUCCAGUCUCAGCCAGAAAACUGAAGCCCACCCCACCCCGGCCACGCAGCCUCCAUGAGAGAAUCUUAGAGGAGAUCAAGGCAGAAAGGAAGCUACGGCCUGUCUCACCCGAGGAGAUCCGCCGGAGCCGGCUCGCAACACGGCCACUUAGCAUGUCUCACAGUUUUGACUUGUCAGAUGUGACCACGCCAGAAUCUCCAAAGGGCCUCCGAGAGCCGUCACAGGUGAACGGGGACUCACUGUCACCUGCAGAGCCCGGGAGGAGCGGGCCGAGCCCCACUGGGCUGGCGCCUGUGGUGCGGAAGAGGCUCCUCAAGGCUCCGACGCUGGCCGAGCUGGACGGCUCUGACUCCGAGGAAGAAGCCCCGCGCAAGUCCAGCAGCAGCAGCAGCAGUGUGUCUCCUUCCCAGCUUGAGGACCCCGUCCUGGAGGCCGCGUGCACAAGGAAGAAGCCUCCGAAAUUCCUACCCAUAUCCUCCACGCCCCAGCCGGAGAGGCGGCAGCCACCACAGAGACGCCACUCCAUCGAGAAGGAGACGCCCACGAACGUGCGGCAGUUCCUGCCCCCGUCCAGGCAGAGCUCCCGCUCUCUUGUUCCUAGGACAACCAGUGUAUGGCCAAGGACACCUUUCCGACCACUUUUCUCUACCAUACACACAGCUUCUCUGCUCGGCUCCCACCCUCUGGAAGCGGCCGUGUUUGGGGUGGCAGGGGCUGUGUAUUAUCUGUGUGAGAGAGCUUUGGCCAGCAGGUGGAGACCCGCACAGGAGGAAUUCUGCUACCCAGUGGAGUGCCUGGCACUCACCGUGGAGGAGGUGAUGCACAUCCGGCAGGUGCUGGUCAAGGCCGAGCUGGAGAAGUACCAGCAGUACAAGGACGUCUACACCGCCCUGAAGAAGGGGAAGCUCUGUUUCUGCUGCAGAACCCGGAGGUUUUCCUUCUUCACCUGGUCAUACACCUGUCAGUUCUGUAAGAGGCCCGUGUGUGCGCAGUGCUGCAAGAAGAUGCGGCUGCCUUCCAAGCCAUAUUCCACACUCCCGAUCUUCUCCUUGGGACCUUCUGCCUUGCAGAGAGGGGACAGCGUGCCGUUGGAGAAGCCCUCUGCUGGCCACCAUCGGCCGCUGCGGAGCAUUGCCAGGUUCUCCUCAAAGUCUAGGUCUGUGGACACAGUGGAUGAGGAGCUCCAAUUCCCCAAGGAGCUCAUGGAGGACUGGAGCGCCAUGGAGGUGUGUGUGGACUGCAAGAAGUUCAUCUCUGAGAUCAUCAGCUCCAGCCGGCGCAGCCUGGUGCUGGCCAACAAGCGAGCCCGGUUGAAGCGGAAGACGCAGUCUUUCUACAUGUCCUCUCCGGGCGCAGCAGAGUUCUGUCCCUCAGAGAGGCCCAUCAGCGAGGUCUGAGGCUCCACCGCGCUGUCCUCCAGGGGUGACGCGGGACAGCCAGGCAGGAGUGGCCGGUGAGGCUGGUAUUGGCGUGUGUGGAUGGGAGGCCAGGGGCUGUGUCCUGUGCAGGUUCCCUGCGGCCCCCUGAUGUGUCCCUGACCAGGGUGCGAAGCUUCUCAGGUGAGAAGUCAGCCUGCGGCUGCUGUCACACAGCCCGCAGCAGUAAGUCACAUUGGCACCCCGCGCAGCAGGGCCCUUCCUGAUGCAUGCCCGCACCCUGCACCCUCGCUGAUACUGCCUGGCCCGCGAGGUCCAGGCCGUGCUCGUGCAGAGCCACUGGCCCCACAGUGUCCCCAGCUGUGCAGGCCAGGCCCUGCCCUGCAUGUAUUACCACUACUAACUGUGGUGUGGUGCGGCGGCUGGCGUUUGU